Molecule: messenger RNA, 3297 nt
Organism: Rhinolophus ferrumequinum (greater horseshoe bat)
Lineage: Eukaryota; Metazoa; Chordata; Mammalia; Chiroptera; Rhinolophidae
Gene: UVSSA
Product: UV stimulated scaffold protein A
Exons: 13
Coding region: 772-2868 (698 amino acids)
Biological process (GO): transcription-coupled nucleotide-excision repair; response to UV
Cellular component (GO): chromosome
Molecular function (GO): RNA polymerase II complex binding
Source: RefSeq, a predicted model, not a curated record
UGCGGUCCCCCUCCUUCCCGGGGCAUCCGUCACUGCUCCCCAGGACCCCACCUCCCCGGCACUCCCCACUCGUCUUCCCUGGACGCUCCCUCCUCUCCGGGACACCGUCCGUCUCCUCUCGUUCCUGGGACAGCCCCACCUGCCCCCCGCACACCUGCCCGCUGGGCCCUCCUUCCACCAAAUAAAGCUGAGCCCGGCAGCCACGCCACCCCUCCCUUUCUUGUAGAACGGCCCGUGCCUUGCCUUCCUGUGCUGCUGCCGUGAGCUGCCCGGGCUCCUGGGUCACCCAGCCGCUGCUAGUCCCUCACCUGGCCUCCAGGUGGCUCCCCAGGGGCAAAUCGGGUCUCCUUAGAAAAGUCAGCUGCGACUCAGGCGCGAGGUGUCCAGAGGCCCAGCCCUGUGGAUUAGGAAUGCAGAGUUGGCAAGGGAAGGGGUGCCCCUGGCCCACUUGGGAAAAGCUAACUUAAGCACAGACGGUUAUGUCUUCCCUUGUCACACUCGUAGCCAAACACUGUGAUUGUAGGGUUCCAGAGUUCACGUUUGCUUGUUGCCCUUUUCGUAAUUACCACCAAAAAGGCCUUGUUGACCCUGCCUGGGCCCGCACCUUGAAUUGUUAGAUCUUGGCAUCCGUGAGGUCAUCUGAGGGGCCAGGGCACGAAGACCCCAGCGUCCCCCCACGCCCAUGCCCAGCAUGCAGUGGAACUUAGUAAGUGUUUGUUCAUAGAGUCAAGAACGGUGAAGCACUAGCUGGUCCCUAGUGGCUUUGGUUGCAUGUUUCUAGAUAUGGAUCAAAGACUUUCAGAGUUGGUAGAAGACCUCACAACUUCCGGAGAACCCCAACUGAAUCCUGAGAAAAUGAAGGAGCUGAAGAAAAUUUGCAAGGCUUCAGAGGAGCAGCUGAGCAACGCCUACCGCCUCCUGAUGGCCCAGCUGAGCCGGGAGCAUGCCGAGAUCCGCCUCUCUGCCUUCCAGAUCGUGGACGAGCUCUUCGUCCGGUCUCACCAGUUCAGGAUGCUGGUCGUUUCCGACCUCCAGGAGUUCCUGGAACUCACGCUGGGCACCGACCACAGGCGGCCCCUGCCGCCCCCCAGGGAGGUGGCCCAGAGGCUGAGGCAGGCUGCCACCCGGGCCGUACAAGGCUGGCAUGAGAGGUUCGGCGCGGCCUACAAGAAGCUCGCCUUGGGCCACCACUUCUUGAGACACACCCAACAGGUGGAUUUUCAAGAUGUGAAUGUGAGGACUCCGGUGGAGAGAAAGCGAGAAGAGGAGAAGCAGAAGCGCUUGGACAGGCUCUACCGGGAAAGGGCUGAGCGGGCUGUACGGGAGCUGGAGGAAAUGUCCGAAGAAAUCCGGGGCUGCCUCACGGAGGUGGAGAGCUGCUUCCGGCUCCUGGUGCCCUUUGACUUGGGGCCGAGCCUGGGCCCCGCCUCAUCCACUGGGGCCUCUGGUGCAUCUGAGGAGGGUGCCCCUUGCCUAGCUGGUGUCCCCAACCUCGAGGAUGAGGAGCAGCCGUGCUGCAGCAAGUCCCUGCCUGCCUCUGCAUGGCGUCCGGCAGCCAUUGGUGGGGAGGGGCCGUCCCAGGCCACCCCAGGGAGCCCCUCCGAGGAGGAUGAGGACAGCGACCAGGAAGAGUUUGUCCGGUGCCAUGGGCUGGGCUCCCAUAAGUACACACUGGACGUGGAGCUCUCUUCAGACAGCCUGAGGGUGCAGGAGGACGAGGACAACUGCGCCGUCAUCCAGUCAGCCCGGGACGCACUGAAGCUCAUCCGGAACAAGUACCUGCCGGCCGUGUGCGCCUGGGUCCAGCUGUUCACCCGCGCAGGGCUGCACGGCGGGCACUUAGAGGCCACCAUCAACCUGAAGGCAAAGCUGGAAAGCGCGCUGAGCAGAUGUGGGGAGCUGGGCAUCGAACCCGAGGGCGCAUACAGGCGGGAGACAGCAGCCCUGGGCGACCUGGACGAGGACGAUGAAGAUGACCAAGGCUUUGUGGAGGUUCCAGAGAAGGAGGGGUACGAAGCCUGCGUCCCCGACCACCUGUGGCCCAAGGACGGGCUGCAGGGAGACCCAGCUGCGCAGGGUAUGCAGGCGAGGAUGAGGACGGGUGAGGAGGCGUGUGACCCUACCUCUGCUGCUGCCCAGCUCCAAUGGCUCCGGAGCCACUUCCCCCCGUGUCCCAGGGCACCCCUGGAACCAGAGGAGACCGGGAAGCUGGCAGCAGAGCGGACUCGGGCUCCCGUCGUGCCCUUCGGGGUGGACCUGUGUUACUGGGGCCAAGAGCAGCCGACGGGCAGGCGGGUCCUCAAGUCUGAGUCUCAGCACCGCUUCUGGAAGCCGAGCGAGGUGGACACGGAGCUGGACGGCGCUCAUGUGUCCCAGGUGCCCCCAAGCCGCCUCAUCACCUUUGCGGGGACGUUCGAGCCUGUGCAGCACCGGUGCCGAGCCCCGAGGCCCGAUGGCCGGCUCUGCGAGCGCCAGGACCGGCUGAAGUGCCCGUUCCAUGGGAAGAUCAUCCCCAGAGACGAUGCUGGGCGGCCCCUCCACCCGGAGGACAGGGCCCGGGAGCAGAGGCAGCAGCUGCAGAAACAGGCGGAGCGCCCAGACUGGCAAGACCCCGAGUUUAUGAGAGACGUGGAGAUGGCCACGGGUGUGGAUCUCGGCUCGUCCAGGGCUGGCAGGAGAGGCCGAGGCAAGAGGAGGCAGCACCCCGGCCUCACUGACCUGAAGCAGCGGGCAGAUACCACCCGCACACGCCUUGCCAAGAAAGUCUUCGCUAAGGCGGCCAUGCAGAGGGUGGUCACAGCCAUGAACCAGAUGGACCAGAAGAAGCACGAGAAGUUUGCAAACCAGUUUAACUAUGCGCUGAAUUAGAGGGCCAGGCCAGGUGUGCUGUGGUCCCCUCUGGUCAUCAGCUCUUCUUCCUCUGGCAGUGCACUAGGAUGGGAGAGCACACACCGGUCUGGGCAGCACCCACGGCCCCCAUGACUGUGUGUAUGAAAUGUGAGGAGAUGAUGCAUGUCCUGAUUAAAAUGCCCGAGUGUGGACAUUCCCUUGCUGUGGGGGCUCCCACAGUUGGGCUGCUGGUCUAGCUGCCUAACAGGCCCUUGGAGCCCGGAGGGUGAACUCGGGUAUCCGCAUCCCAGGGGGCGUCCUGCAGAGCCUGUGCAUCUGUGAAGUGGUUCAGAGCGAUGGAAUGGUCCCUGAGCUCAGCAUUCAGGGACCCCGACCCCCAUUUUCCAGCCUGCUCAGAGGAACUCUGGACAACCCCCACUUUUAUAUAAAUGCUGCUUUUAACACAAA